AUGACUUCAGGCAUUCUUAAUCUUUUCCGUCUCAAUGACAAGCGAGCUCUCAUCACAGGUGCUAAUGGAGGUAUUGGAGGAGCUAUGGCCGUGGCUCUUGCGGAAGCAGGAGCCAGUAUCGUCAUCCUACAAAUCCCGGGAGAUACCAACACUUCCACCAAGGACGAGCUGAUUGCCUUGUCUGCCGAGUUUUCAGUUUACGAUUGUGAUUUGACAAGCGUCUCCAAUAUCCGUGAGACCGUGAAGAAAAUCAUCGACGAGGAUGGGAUUCCGAUUGAUAUUCUCAUCAAUUGCGCCGGUGUUAGCGGUCACAAACCUAUCUUGGACGUAGACGACACCUUUCGCGAGAAGGUCUUCAAUGUCAAUAUGACGGCCAACUAUGUCAUCACUCAGGAAGUUGGUCGUAGGAUGAUUGAACGGGGCAAAGGUGGAAAGAUUCUUAACGUUUCUUCGCUAGCGGGGAUGCUUGCCACGAAGAACAUCUCAGCUUAUGCGGGGACCAAGGGUGCCGUCAAUCAGUUUACGUCUGCGUUUGCAAACGAGUGGGCAGAGCAUAACAUUCAGGUCAACUGUCUCUGUCCGGGGUACAUAUUGACCUCUUUAACAAGAGGAUACUUUGAGAAUGAGCCUGGUUUCAAGGAUUAUAUCAUGUCGCGGACUCCAAUGGGCAGAUGGGGCACACCAGAGGACUUUAGAGGUAUAACAUUGUUCUUCUGCAGCAAGGCCUCAGACUACAUAACUGGUGUUAGAAUGCCGAUUGAUGGUGGUCUUCAUGGCAGGUAG
This is a messenger RNA of Talaromyces rugulosus, 783 nucleotides long. RefSeq lists its product as uncharacterized. The coding region runs from base 1 to 783 and encodes 260 amino acids. The transcript is spliced from 2 exons. The record is from RefSeq and is a predicted model, not a curated record. NCBI's taxonomy places the organism in Eukaryota, Fungi, Ascomycota, Eurotiomycetes, Eurotiales, Trichocomaceae. Gene Ontology annotation, molecular function: oxidoreductase activity, acting on the CH-OH group of donors, NAD or NADP as acceptor.